AUGGAGGCCAACUCAUCAGCGGCCGAGGAGCCUUCGCCCGCGCCCAAAUCUUCUGCGUCGAAGCGUGGCCAAAAGCUUGCCCUUCGCGGCAAGGAGGGAGAUGACGACAAGACCCCGUCCAAGACAGCGGCCAAGAAGAGCACCGUGAUUGUGUUUGACGACGACGAGAUGAGCAAACCUGUGGUGAUUAAGAAGACUGUCGCAAAGCCCGCCGCGCCUGUGGAGGACGAGGACGAGGAAUCGAGCGACGAUGAGGCGCCCGAGGCUGUUUCGACAACCAAGGCUGCGACUGAGAUUAAGUCUGCCGCCAAGGCUACGCAAAAGGCUGCUCAAGAACAAGCUACAGCACAGAAGCGAAAGCGCCAGGAGCGCGAUGCCUUGCUCAAGAAGCAAGCCGAAGAGCGCAAGAAGAUGGAGGAGGAGGCGCGCUCCAGCCUUGCUUCCGAACAAGAAUCUAAGAGCCUCGUCGCCGCUCGUCCGCCUAAGGCGGCACGGAAGCGCGGCGGCCAGGUCGACAUCCCCGAUACGCUGCCCGCCGAGUUCCUCACCGACUCGUCUGGAGACAGCGGCAGUGAGGCCGACGAUGCCACGGCCCGCCGCUCUAAGCCCAAGCGCAGAAAGGUGGCCGCCGUGGAGCGCAGCCUCACCCGCCUGGACAAGGGCCCGCGCGACGCGACAAUCGGGUCGACGGUGUACCAGGUGGCCAAGAAGACGGACGGCCGCAUGGCGCCCAAGGUCAAGCAGUACUCCAAGAGCACCAAGGAGCUGCUCCUGAAGAGACAGCGGGCGCCUGCGAAGCCCCGUGGUGGCUUCCUGGCCAAGAGAUGA
Messenger RNA from Akanthomyces muscarius, 828 nucleotides. RefSeq lists its product as uncharacterized. Lineage: Eukaryota; Fungi; Ascomycota; Sordariomycetes; Hypocreales; Cordycipitaceae. Gene Ontology annotation, molecular function: snoRNA binding. Gene Ontology annotation, biological process: rRNA processing. The transcript has 2 exons. Bases 1 to 828 code for a protein of 275 amino acids. The record is from RefSeq and is a predicted model, not a curated record.